Helianthus annuus (common sunflower) is the source of this 1127-nucleotide messenger RNA. Its product is annotated as fasciclin-like arabinogalactan protein 7. The record is from RefSeq and is a predicted model, not a curated record. Lineage: Eukaryota; Viridiplantae; Streptophyta; Magnoliopsida; Asterales; Asteraceae. Bases 200 to 967 code for a protein of 255 amino acids. The transcript is spliced from 2 exons.
GACUUGUACCAACUCAUACCCUCCCUCCUACACCACCAGCUGCCACUCUUUAACAAAUACUUAUUUACCACCCAAACCCUCUUAUUUAUACUCUCACACAUUCUACUCUCCCAUUGUAGUAGUCUUCCACUCUUUCCUUUCCUGCCAAAAGGACAGGUGCUAAACCACUAACCCAAAUCAUCAAACCCAAAUCUUGACAAUGAAUCCCACCAAAAUCUUCAUAUGUUUCACCACACUCCUCUUCACAUACACACUAGCAGCCACUUCACCACCUUCACCAAUCACCCUAACCCCCACACCGGCACCAGCACCCGCACCGGACUACGUUAACCUCACCGAGCUCCUCUCGGUCGCCGGCCCAUUCUCCACCUUCCUCAAAUACCUCCAACAAACCAAAGUCAUUGAAACCUUACAAAACCAAGCAAACAACACUGAUGAAGGCAUCACACUCUUUGUCCCCAAAGACAAAGCCUUUACAAACCUUAAAAAACCAUCACUCUCAAACCUCACUGCAGAUCAACUCAAACAAUUGUGUCUGUUCCACGCGUUACCGCAUUACUACUCGCUGUCGGAUUUCAAGAACCUCAGUGACUCCGGACCGGUUAACACACUCGCAGGAGGCUCCUACACUUUGAACUUCACAGAUGUAUCCGGGACUGUGAAGAUCGGGUCGGGUUGGACCAACACAGAAGUUAGUAGCAGUGUGCAUUCUACCGAUCCGGUUGCGAUUUACCAAGUAAACAGGGUGUUGCUCCCGGAAGCGAUUUUCGGAACUGAUAUUCCGCCUCCGGCACCGGCGCCUGCGCCGGUCCCGGAUAUCGCUCCGGUUGCAGAUGCUCCGGAUGCGGAUGGGGGUAAGGGACGGGCUGGGAAGGCGUCGUCGCCUUCGGGUGCGGAUCGGGUUGGUGUGGGGAGGUGGUUGAUGAUGGUUGUGGUGGUUUAUGGUGGGUUUAUGGUGGUGUUGUAAGAUAUGUGAAGUGAUAAGGUUGAGUGGCAUGAUGGAGAAGUUAUUCUUUUGAUAUGGUAUUUAUGUAUUUGAUUGAUUGAUAUUGAAUUGUGUACUUGAAUAUGAAUGAGGUAUUUUUGUUGUAUAAUUUUAUGUGCACUACUAUAAGAAUUCUUGUUUA